AUGAUGAGUGACAAGGCAGCGGCAAUCGCGCUUCCUAACUCGGAGCAGUUUGUUCUGGACAACGACAGGGGUGAACAAUACCUGAUCCAGUUAUCUUGGCCGUUACAUUGGCAGGAUGAUGGCACGUCCGAUCGCGGACAGCUUCCAAUCAUUUACAUCGUUGACGGUAAUGCUCUCUUCCUGACCGCGACGGAAGUUGCCUGGCGCCGUGCUGCUUCAUCGCAUUUCGCGGGAGGAGGCAUUGUUGUCGCGAUCGGAUACCCCCUGACGAAUAAACUGUACGACGCGCGCCGUCGUAGCUUCGACCUCACCCCGCCGACUGAAAGCACAAUACCUGGAUACGGCGGUGCGGAUCUGUUUCUCGAUUUCAUCGAAAAUAAUGUUCGCCCCGCUGUGAAAGCUCGAUUCCCGCGGCUUUCUUGCUCUAGAGAAGCACUCUACGGCCAUUCAUACGGAGGAUUGUUUGCUCUACACGCACUGUUCACACGCCCUCAUUCAUUUGAUGGGUAUAUGGCCAGCAGUCCGUCGAUCUGGUGGAAUAGUCGAUGCAUAUUGCAUUCCGCGAAGUCUUUCUUAGAGAAGAAGAAGGCCUCAGAGAGGCGACCGCCGACUCUCAUGCUUUCCUUCGGCUCCUUUGAGCAGCAUCCGCCCCAAUGGAACAACGAACCGCUUGAUCACUAUGAAGCGAGAAAGCAGCUUGCUGCAGACUUGAGAAUGGGUGACAAUGUGCUCGACCUCUGCAAGAUGCUGCGAGAUUGCGCACAACUGCAUACUCUCUCGUUUAAUCCAUAUGAGGGUGAGGAACACACAAGUGUGAUGGCUUGUUCGAUAAGCCGAAGCUUGACCACAUUUUUUGAGGACUGGCCCUUGCUCGGUAACGGGGAAAUUUCUUGA
Penicillium cinerascens is the source of this 894-nucleotide messenger RNA. Its product is annotated as alpha/beta hydrolase. The transcript is spliced from 2 exons. Bases 1 to 894 code for a protein of 297 amino acids. Lineage: Eukaryota; Fungi; Ascomycota; Eurotiomycetes; Eurotiales; Aspergillaceae. Gene Ontology annotation, molecular function: hydrolase activity, acting on ester bonds. The record is from RefSeq and is a predicted model, not a curated record.